AUUCCGUAAUUAUAGAAAACGUGAACACGUUUUUCUGUGUAGUGACUGAAACUUGCGAUGAUUAUAAGUUAGAUAUUUACAUGCGACACACUUAGGUAAUACUUACCUAUAAGACAGAUAUUAUACGCCUUGAUUUGAUUUAAUUGUUCUUGAAUGUUGCAAGAAACUACUGCAUAAGUCUAAGUCAAUAAAAAUUAAGUUUUAGAUUACAUAAUGGGUAGUCCUAGCUGUAAAUGUGACAUGGAAGGUGUGCUUGUUGGCAUUGGGAACCCACUGCUAGAUAUUUCGGCCAUUGUUGAUGAGGAAUUGCUGAAGAAAUAUGAUUUGCAUCCUGAUGAUGCUAUAAUGGCAGAACAAAAACACAUGCCCUUGUACAAAGAACUGACAGAGAACUAUAACGCGGAAUUUAUAGCUGGUGGCAGUGUACAGAAUUCUCUUCGUGUGGCGCAAUGGAUUCUUAAAAAACCCAAAGUCUGUACAUAUUUUGGUUGCGUGGGGAAUGAUAAAUUUGCACAGAUACUCAAGGAAAGAGCAGAAGCGGACGGCGUGCGCGUGCUGUACCAGGUGACGUACGAGGCGGCAACGGGCACCUGCGCCGUGCUGGUGACCGGCGCGCGCCGCUCGCUCUGCGCCAACCUGGCCGCCGCGCAGCGCUUCACGCCCGACCACCUCGCCAGGCGCGAGUGCCGCGACAGCAUACGUGCCGCGCGCUUUUUAUACGCCUCGGGCUUCUUUGUUGCGGUGUCACCUGAGUCGAUAAUGCAGCUGGCGGAACACGCGCACAAGAACGGGCUUACUUUCAUCAUGAAUCUUAGUGCACCCUUCGUCUCGCAGUAUUACAAGGACCCCUUGGAGAAGAUGAUACCUUAUGUUGAUGUCUUGUUUGGAAAUGAGACUGAAGCUGAAGCAUUUGCCAAGGCAUUCAACUUAACUGGCAAGAAUCCAAAGGAAAUCGCAGAAAAUAUUGCAUCACUCCCCAAACUAAAUAGUUCAAGACAGAGAGUAGUUGUAAUAACACAGGGUAGCGAACCGGUUAUACUUGUGGAAGGUGAUAAAGUAUCACAAAUACCGGUCAAGAAGUUGUCUAAAGAGCAAAUUGUGGAUACGAAUGGAGCAGGGGACGCCUUCACAGGCGGUUUCCUCAGUCAAAUGGUAUUAGGCAAGCCAUAUGAGACUUGUGUGAAAUGUGGUAUUUAUGCAGCUUGCCAUAUCAUUCAACAUUCUGGUUGUACUUUUAGCGGGGAAAGCAACUUCCAGGAGAGUUAAAAUUGUGCGAGAUGUAUUUCCGAACACACUGUCACCCAGGUAACUCAAGAGAGUAAUGUAGAAACAGCUUUAUCUUCUAAAAUUGUGAUGCCGGGAAAUCUAUGAACCGGAGGAUCAUCUAAACUAAACGUGAAUGCAAAAUUUCAGUUUAAUCGAAAAUCAAGAACUUUUUGUAUGGAGAAUGGGUGUACACGUCCCUAGCUGUCCCGACAAAGGUCGACUAUACAGGGGCCCAUACAGCUAUAGACUCGACGGAUAACUAAGGACGGGGCCCAAAUGGCCUAUGGACAAUUGACCUACACGAUAUAGAUAAGGCUAGGUAAAUAAAUAGUACGUACCUGAUCAGAGGCGAAGACUGGACACAAGGCUCGGUCAGGCGGUAGGUGUAAUGUUUGUAAGUGGUGUUUAGUGGUGUGUUUAUAUAUGUGGGGCCUGACUUAACCCUUUUAGUCGGCAGCAACCCUGACUCCGGUACCGCCCCACGUUGUGAUAUUCUCCAGCGGCGUCACCAAUGGACAAUUUCUUGCUUCAAUUCACUAUGUCAGUCUAUGAACUUUAUUGUACAUUUAACUAACUUCAAAACUCAACUAAAUCCCGUUAAUUAUAAUCAGAAACGUAACACGCGGCACGACUGAUGAACGGUGGGUCAAAGUUUACUUCCGUUCACUCAGCAACAAAUUAUUUCAAGAACCGAACGCGACCUUCUAAGGCACUUAACGCAACGGUACAAUUAAACAUUAACUUCCAAACAAUAAAUCAACCCGGCGUCUAAUUUUCUAGACUCCAUAACUUCUCGUCGUUGCAUAAAUUUGCUAACAAAAGCGACACAAUCAGAGGUUAUUAUGUACGUGAUCACGCGGCCCGAGUAGACUCACAGCAAUACUUGGACAACCUAAUCCGAGGCGGUCUUCACGAAACACAAUUUAAGUAGUGAAGUAACGCGCACAAAAACUGAAAAACUAGACAAAAACAAACAAACAAACCCCCGUCCCGGACAUAAGGACUUAUGUCCGCGAGCAAAACCGGCAAGCGGGACAGGGUCGCGACGGCACGUUGCAAAACCGAAUCUACAACCAAACUAGGCCACCUUAGGCACUCCAUCAGAUCUUGCAACCUUAACCACCGCCUCAAAACACCAUGUGUAUUUCCAUUGUACGCCGUGUGUAUUUCCAUAAAAUAGUUUAUUAAUGUUGAAAAAAUAAUACUACGUUCGUACAGUAGGUGGCGUCUUGCAUAUUUCUUACGCGAUAUAUUGUAGCGAGUUGGCGCGGCGGACCAAAUGCUCAAGGUCAUUCGCAUGGAGUAACCCCCCUUAAGAGGCUACAAAAAUACUUUAAAAAAUAAUUUAAGUACACUUAAUUUUAAGGUUGCCACAUGUAUUUGACAUUGGAGUUUACUAGAGUCCACCAAUUUGGAUCCUCUAGUACUAUACAGAAAAGAUGUAAUAUUCAAACAAUUUACUUCAAAGUUCAGUCUAAUUACUAACUCAACUUUUAUUAAAAUUAAAGGCCAUACGUUAACUUCCUGAGAAGCUGUUUGUAUGGAGAUUUUGAGUUUUGUCGGGAGUCUGGAGAUCAUUUGAAAUGUCGGGAGAAUCCAGAUGAAUCCCGACCAUCUGGCAACCCUAUGCGGUUUAGAUGCAUGAACGCAUAGAUCACAGACUAAUAUGAUGCUUACGCAUAGUGUUCAUAGAUAUAGUAUUAAAAUCCACUGGAGUAUAUACUAUAUCUAUGAUAGUGUUUAAUACUAUCUAUGCAUGAACGCCUAUUUUCGUUACAGAGUACAGCUGAUGUGGCUUGCACCACAGAACACUAAUACCCUUAGGCGCGCUUGCACAGAGUUUGACGUUAUCUGUUUGUGCACCUAUCAUUGAAUAAUUUGAAUUUUACUUUUUGGUAAUUGAGUAUGUACUUAGGAAAUAUGUUAAUUUAAUAAAGAAUUGUCGUUCUGAAAGGUUAAUUUAUAAAUAAUUAUGAUACUUAAUUAUUUUCUCUUUGUUGGUUAGUAAUAAGUAGGUUAUUACGGUAGUAGUAGAAGGCACUGGUUGAUUGAUUCAUGAUUGUUUUGUUUUGUCUCAUAGAUUUAUUAAAAUAAGCUUAGGGUAUAUUUAUGGUAUGUAGAUAUAUAAUCUUUCGUCUUUCCACUUCUACAAUUAAAAUUUCUUUUUUGAUUGAUGCAUAAUCGUUUUGUUUUGUCUCAUAGGUUUAUAAAAAUUUUUUUUUAACGUGGUAAAGCCAUGCUGCAGCUAUAUUACAUAAACACUCACGCCUGUCACCCAGAGGGGUAGGCAGAGACUAUGGACUUCUAUUUGGCACGAUCCUGACACACCUCUCUCGCUUCCUCCACAUCCAUAUACCUACGCAUACACGCUCGUCGGUUAAAGGUACUCUUGACCUUGUCCAUUUUCAUAUAUAUCCAAAAUUUGGUCGAUAAACUUUCGCCUAGAGCGUCCCUUCCCGACUCUGCCGUUCACCUCUGCAACAUAAAUUUGCUAUCACUCUUUCCUUCUUCUUUCUACAUGACCAAACCACCGAAACAUUCCUUUCUUAAUACUGGUCACAACAUCAUCUUGCAAACCACACUCUUCUCUUAUCACACAAUUUCUCACUCUGUCAUUCAGAUUUAUCCCUAACAUACUCCUUAAUGUGCGCAUUUCUACAGCAUUUAUUCUACUCUCGUGUUUCUUCUGCCACACCCAAUUUUCACUACCAUACAUUAAAGUAGGGACUAACACAGCAUCGUGAAUUUCCAUACGUGCCUUUUUGGACAUAUUCUGACUUCUCUCAGCAGGGUGUAGCCCCAUUCACUCUAUUUCCUGGGUUCAAUCGUCGUUCUAUAUCCUUAUCAUAUUUACCAUCCCUGCUAAAUACACAACCCAAAUACACAAACUCAUCUACUUGCUCGACUAACUCCUCUUCUAUUCUUAUUUCACAUAUCGUUUUACUUUCUUCUCUUUCAAAAACCAUCACUUUCGUCUUACUUGCGUUCACUUUUUAUAUUAAUAGUGUAGUUGUAACGCUGGGGAAGGACUACACUCUCACACAAUGCCAGCGUAAAAUAGCAGGUUAAUGCCACAACAACAACUUAAAACUCUUAAACUAUUUAUGUAAGAAAUGUAACUAUGUAAAAAGUGGGAGAAAUAAAUAAAAAAAAAUAUUAAUGCUGCUGUGUUUCGUAUGGUGAGUGUAGAGAUCCGGAGACCCUUUUUUACUGGAAAAGAGGUAUUCUAUCUUAGCCCUCACGAGUGACAACGCAUCUGCAUUAUGAUUCUUUAUUGAGGAUAGAUGUGGAUAUCUAUGGGUCACAACAACCACUUACCAUCAGGUGGACUGUAUGCUCGUUUGUCACCCUAUCCUAUAAAAAAAAUAGGAUAUGUACAUGGUAUAGCUUCAUUCUUUUUUCCGCUUCUUAUAGUAGAUAAUUAUUUUGUUAAAUUCGUAGUUAAUUACGAAGUACGUGGGGAGGUGUGUAAUUAAAAUUUCUUUUUUGUUUUCUUUUGUCUGUAUAGGUCUGUUUACAUAUUUAGUGUCAUAAAAAAUUAAGUUUAUGAUUGCUUUACUUUACUUUACUUUUACUUGUAAAUACUUAUUUUAAUAAAUAUUGUCGCAUGUAAGUACCAACAAAACGAUGUUGCACGACCUAAGACAGUAUCAUGUAUGCAAUUUUAUGCAUUCAGGCUUACAGAACAGAUGAUAUGAACAGUCUGCAUUAUUUCAGAGGAUUUUGAAUCAAUAUUUUGUUGAUAUGGCGGUAAAAUGAUAUCUGAAAGACUUGAUUUUAUCAGGAGAAAUAAAAAAAAAUGAGGGCUGAUGAAUAUAUGUAUACACCUGCGAGAUGCAGUUGCCAAUAAUGUAAGUGUUAAUGCGCCUAAUAUUGGUCAGUAUGUGAUAUUACCGUCUUCAUUUACAGGAUCUCCGCGAUAUAUGAAUGAAAAGAACCAAGACGCAAUGACAUAUGUUAGAAACUUUGGGAGACCAAAAUCACCUUCACCUGCAAUCCAGAAUGGAAAGAAAUAAAUAUUGAGUUAUUUCCAAAUCACAAGAUAGACAGGAUUUGGUUUCAAGAGUUUUUCAUUUAAAACUCAAGACAAUGAUGGACUUAUUGACAAAAACAUAUAUUUUUGGCACAACUAAGGCUUUUAUUUAUAGUGUAGAAUGGCUAAAAAGAGGAUUACCACUUGCGUAUAUUUUGCUAUGGCUAACAAACAAAGUUCAAACAGAUUCUAUAGAUGGUAUUGAAGUAACCUAUGUACUUGUAGGUGAUAUUCGAUGUAUUAGAAAGUAAGCAGUAUUAAAUAAACACUCGAGUUG
Parnassius mnemosyne (clouded apollo) is the source of this 5576-nucleotide messenger RNA. The record is from the annotation of a GenBank genome assembly. NCBI's taxonomy places the organism in Eukaryota, Metazoa, Arthropoda, Insecta, Lepidoptera, Papilionidae.